AUGGCAGACUCGCGGACCACCACGCUAUACGCUCUGGUCACUGCAGCAGCGGCGGCCGGAGCCGCAAGCACGGUGAUCAGCCACGGUGUCACCGAGCUGAUCGGCAACACACCAUUGAUCCGCAUCAACAGCCUCUCCGACCACACCGGCUGCGAGAUCCUGGGCAAAGCCGAGUUCCUCAACCCGGGCGGCAGCUCCAAAGACCGCAUCGCCCUCUACCUCAUCGAGCAAGCGGAGCUCCGGGGCGAACUGCACCCAAAUGCAAACAACUGCAUAUUCGAGGGCACGUCGGGAUCAACGGGGAUUUCUCUGGCAAUGGUUGCGCGCGCCAAGGGGUAUCUCUGCCACAUAGUGAUGCCAAGCGACCAAGCAGUGGAGAAGUCGCAGCUUUUGCAACGCUACGGCGCCACAGUUGAGCGCGUGCCGCCGUGCUCAAUAGUCGAUAAGGGGCAUUUCGUCAAUGUCGCAAGGCAGCGGGCGGCAGAGCACGCCGGCGGGGCGUAUUUUGUGGACCAGUUUGAGAAUUUGUUGAAUGCGCAGGCGCAUUACGAGUGGACGGGGCCGGAGAUCUGGGCGCAGGUUAGGGGACGGAUGGACGCUUUUGUGCAUGGGUCGGGGACUGGCGGGACGAUUGCGGGCGUGGCGCGGUAUUUGAAGGAGCAGAACCCGCGGGUGCGCUGUUAUUUGGCUGAUCCGCAGGGGUCCGGGCUGGCUAAUAAGGUGAACCACGGGGUGAUGUUUGCAGACUCUGAGCGGGAGGGAACGAGGCGGCGCCAGCAGGUGGAUACGCUGGUGGAGGGUGUUGGGCUGAACCGCAUGACGAGGAACUUUGCGCGGCUCGUGGCGGACGCGGAUGCUGUGCGGAUGGCGCGGUGGCUGGUGGCUGAGGAUGGGCUUUUUGUCGGCAGCUCGGCGGCGAUUAAUUGUGUAGCGGCCGUGCGUGUUGCUAAGAUGCUUGGGCCCGGGCACACGGUGGUGACGGUGCUGGCGGACGGCGGCCAGCGCCAUUUGACAAAGUUUUGGAGCGAUGAGGCGAUGACCGGCUUGGGCCAUGAUGUGCAGGCGCCGGCGUCGCUGGACGAGUUUCUGGGGUGAGAGCUGGGUUGGCUUGGGUUGGCUUGGGUUGGCUUGGAUUGGGGCCGGGUUGGCUUGGAUUGGGGCCGGGUUGGAUCGGCUGCUGCAGAGGGAAUUAGCCGGGUUGGGCUGGGUUGUGGAAGCAAAGCCGAGCGGAACGAUCGACGAGCAAAAAGGGGUUUUCCAUUGCUUUCCUCGCAAAAAGGAAGCCAAAGUGGCUUUUUCCCCAUUGCUUUCCUCCCUCCCAAAAGGAAAAUCGAAAUGAGGAAGGAGGAAGAGCACAUUCAACGGGUCUUAAUCAUCUAAUCAUCUAUUCGCCUAUUCAUUCCC
Kickxella alabastrina is the source of this 1404-nucleotide messenger RNA. Its product is annotated as OAS-TL 2. Lineage: Eukaryota; Fungi; Kickxellomycota; Kickxellomycetes; Kickxellales; Kickxellaceae. Gene Ontology annotation, molecular function: cysteine synthase activity. Gene Ontology annotation, cellular component: cytoplasm. The record is from RefSeq and is a predicted model, not a curated record. The coding region runs from base 1 to 1095 and encodes 364 amino acids. The transcript has 3 exons.